AUGGCUUCGGGCGAUGGCCCUCCGCUGUCCAUGCGACCCUUCCCCGUCGCCGACAAGAGCCCCAAGAACCUCGCCGACUUCAUUGCCCGCGUCAAUGCCCUGCCGGGGGGCUUCCGCUCCGUCACGGAGACGAGCCUGGAGGAGGACAUCCACGCGCGCAACGAGACCGAUGGCGAGGACGUUGACAUGUCGAGCGAUGCCGACGACGACAACGACGAUGAUGACGACGAGGAUGCGAGCGCCAAGGAUCCGGUUGUCGCGCGCAUGGAGGUUCUCAAACACAUAGACAUCGCAAGCAACACGGCCAUGCUCACGCUCGACUCCCUCUCCCUGCUGCUCUCCAAGCAGCACCCGACGCAGGCCGGCCUCACACUCAGCCAGCAGCUGCGCGACAUGGUCGGCAUUGGCACCCUCGGCGCCGACCGCCUCGACGACGCCAACACGACGCCCGCCAAAACCGCCGAUCAGGCCGCCGUGGCCCUCGGCUGGACCCUCACGGAAAUCAACCGCGCGCGCGACGCCGCCGACGACGCCACCGCCUUCCUGACGGCCGAGAUGGCCGCCGAGGGCCGCUACUGGGAGGGUGUCAUGGGCAUCCGCCAGGCCGGCUGGUCUGUCUGCCGCAUGCCCCAGGAGCGGCAGACGCUCGGCGUGCGUUUCGGCUUCUCCGAGGCCGCCGCCGACUUUAAGCGCAACGGGCUGGCGCCGAUUCGGCGCGGCGACGACGGCGAGGCAAGGCUGGACAUCGGCCGGCUGGGCGGCACACCAGAGCGCCUCGUCGUGACGUAUGAGCGCAACGGGCAGGUCGUGGGCCGCGCGGCGCCGCAAGAGCUUGGCGACGAAGAAGAGUGUCUCGAAGCACGCGUGCUGGGUGCCCGGAAUACAAUCUUUGCACAGGAGCUCUGGCACGAACUCACCCGCGAGGCGCGCUCCCUCGCAGCGUACGACGUACAUCCCGACGGCGAGAAGCGCCUCGUGUGCGCCGUAGACGGCGAAAACGCGCGCAUCAUCAUCGAGCUGCUUCCCGUCGCCGACUGCCAGCACCCCGCCGACGAGAAGCAGCUGCCCGAAGACACCACCGCGCAGGCCAUUUCACUCGCGCUGCACAUCCUCCUCACCUACGCCCACCGCUGCAACGAGCUCCUCCGCAUCCGCCCUUUACCGCCACACAUCCCGCGCACGCGAGGCCAGCAAAUAUACACCCUGCUGCGUCCCAUUGUCGCGCGCCUCCUGUUCGCGCGGCACGCCGCCGCCUGCACCGCCCUCGUCGGCAGCCUGACGCGGACGCUCCGCAGUGCCGGCCUCGCCGCCUCGUCCUUCACGCUGCGCACGCCGCAGCCCACCGUCGCCGACCUCGCCACCGCGGGGCCCAACCAGCCCUCGGCCGCCGUCAACCUCGUCCGCGCCAUGCUGCAGCCGACCGACUUUGCGCUCGAGAUUGCGCUCCUUCCGGACGUUGCAUUCACCGUCCGCGGCCGCACGUACCUCGCGCCCGUCACGGCCACCUACUACCACGUGCUCGCGCCCGCCGACGCCGCCAUCCACACGCUCUGCGCGCCGUACGCAGACGGCUAUCCGGAGCUGCAGGCGCUGUCCGACUAUCUAUGCAUGGCGGCGACGCGGGCGCUCGCCGCGCAUCACGGGGAGAAGCUCAAGGCGGCGUCGACGGGAGAAGGGGGGGAGGCGUGGGCGCUGGGCGUGCACGGCACGAGAAUCAGAAAUACAAAGGACCUGGAUAGGUCGCAGCUUGACUUUGCUGUCACGCAGGAGGCGGAUGGCAAUCUGCAGCUAAAGGUCUCGAGUGUGCCGAGCGGCGGCGCUGCGUCGUUGUCAUCAACGGACGGUGAAGCAGCACCGCCCAAGGCCUCUGCCGCCGCCGCUGCAGGGCAGUCGUGGACGUGGACGUCCAGCAAGGACAGCUCUGCACAGGAGACGCUAGAAGCUGUGGUGGAAAAAAUCCUCAAGAACUGA
Molecule: messenger RNA, 1971 nt
Organism: Akanthomyces muscarius
Lineage: Eukaryota; Fungi; Ascomycota; Sordariomycetes; Hypocreales; Cordycipitaceae
Exons: 2
Coding region: 1-1971 (656 amino acids)
Biological process (GO): regulation of transcription by RNA polymerase II
Cellular component (GO): mediator complex; core mediator complex
Molecular function (GO): transcription coregulator activity
Source: RefSeq, a predicted model, not a curated record